UACGAAAUUAAAUUAGUAUCGGUUUCAUUAAAUAGCUUGGGAAGCUUCACUCUAUUUCAACUACACAUCUGGUCAUUUUCUCCUUGCAUUGAUUUAAUACGAGUGACUUCUAGGUUACAGUCGUAAAUAAGUAACAUAUCCUUUUACUAGAAACAAUGGGCAAUAUAUCGUCUAAGAAUGAAUUCCCGGUAGAUGGAAAGGUGAGUUCAAAUAUAUCUUUUUCUUUUUUUUCAUCAGAAAAGAAUUAAUUCCAUCAACAGACAGUAGUCAUCACCGGUGGCUCAAGAGGAAUGGGUCAGGAAGUCGGACGCCAACUUUCCGAAAAAGGUGCCAACAUUGUAAUCAUCGCACGCGAUGUAGAAAAAUUGCUCCAAGCUAUCGAAUACAUCAAGGAAGGCGCUGUAAAACCCCAAGUCCAGCGUUUCCACCAUAUAAGCGCCGACUUGAGCUCUCCAGAUGAAUGCGUACGUGUUAUUGACGAGGUCGUGGAAUGGAAUCGGGGAAUUCCUCCAGAUACCGUGUGGUGUUGUGCAGGUAGCUCCUAUCCCACCCUCUUCAUCGAUACUCCCGUAUCCCAGCUACAAUCCCAGAUGAACAAUAAUUAUCUCACAAGCGCAUACAUGGCGCACGCAACAUUAAGAAGCUGGCUCAAACCACUAGAGGAACGAAAAAGCCGCAUCGAAGAUAAAAUGCUCGAUUCAGGCCAUACCAAAAAUAUUUCUCCUCCAGCUCGCCAUCUCAUCUUCACUGCUUCUUUCCUCGCUUUCUUCAGUUUCGCCGGCUACGGAGCUUAUAGUCCCGCCAAAGCGGCGCUACGCUCCCUCUCAGAUACUCUCUCCCAAGAAAUGAAUCUCUACGCCUCUGCCUUCCCCAGCGCACCCCGUGUUAAUCUCCACACGAUAUUCCCCGCUACAAUACUAACCGAAUCCUACGAGGCUGAAAAUCGCAUAAAACACGGCCUAACAAAACAACUCGAGGACGGCGAUGAGGGACAAACCCCACAGCUGGUAGCUAAGAGGAGUAUCCAGGGAUUAGAAGCCGGAAGGGAACUUAUCACUACGGAUUUACUGACGGGUUUGGUAAGGGGUAGUAUGCUUGGGGGGAGUGUGAGGGGAGGUUUUGUGAGAGUGCUCCUGGAUUGGUGCUUAGCGGGUCUGAUGGGUAUUGUUAUGGUGUUUGUUAGGGCGGAUAUGGACCGGAAGGCUAGGGGUUGGGGGAGAAAAUUUGGGGUGGCGAGGAGUGGGAUGCAGAUUUGAAUGUGAUUUUUUUUGUUUCAAAUGACUCUAUUACACUAUACAACAUUGAUUUGAACGAAUAUAUGUUUCAAAUAUUGGGUGGGUGACAGACCGGUCUCAGUAGAUCGAAUAGCCACCAUUGCAAGAUAUAUUGAUCAAUUAAGAAGACUCUACGCGCAACACAGUCCUAUCAGUAAGGUAGACAAUAUCAACAUUCGGCUGGGAGGGAAAAUUAG
Sclerotinia trifoliorum is the source of this 1471-nucleotide messenger RNA. The record is from the annotation of a GenBank genome assembly. Lineage: Eukaryota; Fungi; Ascomycota; Leotiomycetes; Helotiales; Sclerotiniaceae.